GCUGCGAAGCGAGCUCUCGACGUGCGCAUUGACGGCACGGACGUGUAACGUCAUCACAUCAUCCGCCUUCGACCUCGUUGCAAUGCACGCAAUAAUGAGAGCGUGCGAGCCAACGUAUCUCUUUCCGUGAUAUACCACGUCAUACGCAUUGGUGCAAGGCCCUUUUACACCUAUUCUGACACUGCGCGUCACUUGGAGCGUCGCGUCAUGGGUCUCGGCGACACUGUGCGCACCAGUUCUGUAGAGUGCAAGGAAGCUUGGCGUUGUACACCGCUGUGCGGGAUAAUGUACGACAUGGUUUACCCAGAGUAAACCCCCAGUUAACCCCAGGGACAUUCCGCAGGUGGAUCAAGCUUUGCCACCGCGCCACAACCGACGUGCUCCAACGCACCACAACAAACACAUUAUCCGUACAUAUACGGAUAAUGCGAGAGUUGGCAACGAUUCGAUUCGAUUGGCGAUGGUCCACGUCAAGGUCGUGCUGCUCUGCAAAGGCCGUGGCGGUGACGCGGCGUCGUACCAGCCCCACCGAGACGAGAGCCAGUGGUGGAAUCGGCGUGACGCGCUCGUUCGGUGCGUCUCGGCCUUUCUGCAUGGCCCUUCCAGCGCCUACUGCACCAGCCGCGAGCUCGUGCUCGUGCACGACGAGGACUGGGCGCGCAUGCACGUGACCAAAGGCGACGCGACGCCGUCCGAGUUUAACGUUAUCAGCGCGUGGCGCGAUACGGCACAGCACGCGACGUCAGCGCCCAGCGCCGUCGCGUGCAAGCUUGUCCAGAGCGCGCUGCCCAUCGCGGGUGCCGACACGGUCGCGGCCAUGGAGAGCAAGCGCGAAGUGCUCGAGCAUCUGCAAAAGCACUGCGACAUGGACUUUCUGCGCGGCCACCGCCUCAACAGCAAGCCCGACGUCGUCUUGCGCAAGACCAACAAGCAGGCGCUGCUGCGCGUCUGGGACGAGUGGACUGCAACCCAUGGCACGACCGCCGCCUCCAAAAAAGACGUUGUGAAAGCCAUUUUCCACGAGAUGCUGCAGCCAUGCGACGCUUCGAUCAAGCGCGUGAUCGCGGCCACGCUGCAUGAGUCAAGCGAUGCCGAGCUGCCAUGCUUCAACACUGACUUGGUGCCCGCCGACGACCCCAGCCUCCAGAUUGUGCUCUUCCUCGGCGCCGUCCGGGACAUGACGCCGACUGAAAACAACAUACUUCAGCAGCUCUGCACCACGCAGAACAUUGCGCUCACGGGUGUCCGGCUUGGCGCAGUGCCCGAGUUUACGAGCAAAAUUCUCAGUGUCAUUGCGUACCACCAAGCCCGCGGCGUCCUCGGCCCCGCCCUCGAGCGCGCAUGCGCCGCAGAGACAGAAUCGCCCGCUGCCAAGCGACAAAAAACCACAUCAACAUCCGAUGUCACGUCAGUGCCUGCCCAUAUGCACGUCGUCGCGGCCGUGCCCAUGGCGUCAUCCGGGGUCACCACCGACCUCGCGUCUCGGUCACAGGCGCUCUGGGCCAUGGUGCGCCUCCUCGUCGUGACCUUGUGGCGGUCGCGCAUUGCGUCGUCAGGCGCGGUGCCGCUCACAACCGCGCUGACGUUCAUCUUUGAAGAUGCCGUCGCGCUCACUCUCAAGCAGGACGAGCUCGUGACGGCCCUCGCCGAGCAACACCAGGCCGCGCCGAGCGAGUACCAGAUCCUCCGUGCGCUGUGCCAGUACCUUACGGCCGCGACACCUGACGCAGACUUUGCGUCCAUGGCGUCGCGCCUUGUGGAAGCAUCUACAAUCGCGAUCGACGUCUCGGCUGCUGCGGGUGAGCGCGGGCUCUACGAGGCGUUCUACACGACAGGAGCAGCUGGCGGUGCCGACGACACCACGCGCCUCCUCGUGCUCGUACCUUUGGCGCCAGCUCUUGCCGGUCACGACGCUGUCGUCGCUGCUUGCGCGCGUGCGAGCGUACCCCUUGUGAGCCAGUCGCUGCUGCCCUCGCGCGAGAUGGCGCCGGCGUACGAUGCAGAGGCUGCGGCGGUGACCAUGCUGCAGCACCUUGUGUAUCAGCAGCGCCUUGGAUCUGCGUUGGCGUCGCUUGCGCCCAAGAAGCCAAAGAAGGAGAAGAAGGCCAAGAAGGAGAAGAAGACCGAGAAGGACAAGAAAGCCAAGAAGACCAAGAAGGAGGCGAUAGAUACCACGAGCGCGAAACCGUAGAAGCCUAAGUAGCUAAAAUCUUGGCCUUUCGCAGAAAGAAACUGGUUGUGGCUGGACAGGGCGAGGCCGACAGUCGCUUGGUGUCGCACCGCGUCCUGGUCGGGCGAGACCUUUUUCUCGAAAGAUCGCACUGUCCAGAGUCCCGCCUUCUACUGCAACGCAAGGAUACUCUAUAAAAAUUAAAAUUAUCGACCCCAAAUAAUAGUAUCAUCUUCAACCGA
Molecule: messenger RNA, 2412 nt
Organism: Saprolegnia diclina VS20
Lineage: Eukaryota; Oomycota; Saprolegniomycetes; Saprolegniales; Saprolegniaceae
Exons: 1
Coding region: 461-2191 (576 amino acids)
Source: RefSeq, a predicted model, not a curated record